Messenger RNA from Austrofundulus limnaeus, 808 nucleotides. Its product is annotated as ras-related and estrogen-regulated growth inhibitor. The record is from RefSeq and is a predicted model, not a curated record. Bases 51 to 689 code for a protein of 212 amino acids. Lineage: Eukaryota; Metazoa; Chordata; Actinopteri; Cyprinodontiformes; Rivulidae. Gene Ontology annotation, molecular function: GTP binding; GTPase activity. The transcript has 7 exons.
GCUUUUCUCGUACACGGGAAGACGGACGAGUAGUGACUUCAAGGAGGAAGAUGGUGCUGGUGAAACUUCUUAUUUUGGGAGCUCAUAACACCGGAAAAACAGGCCCUGCGCUCCCCGGUGACCGUGUCUGUUUUGUGUCUGCAGCACUGUGUGUUCGUUUCAUAACCAAACGYUUUAUAGGAGAAUAUGACCAUAAAAAGGAAGUGACAUACAGAUGUAAUCGGCUGGUGGACCAGGAGGUCUUGGAAAUGGAGAUCAUGGACUUACCAUUCAAGGAARGCUCUGUGGCUUCUCUGGAGUCGUCCAUACGCUGGGCUGAUGGUUUCCUGCUGAUCUACUCCAUCACUCAGCGUUGCAGCUUCCUGGAGAUCCCUCGACUCAAAGCUGUCAUCGACAAAACUAAAUGUAGUCUUGUUGUUCCUACAGUACUGGUAGCCAAUAAAGCAGAUCUAGAAAUUGGGAGAGAAGUGACGACAGAGGAAGGGCAAAAACUUGCCAAAGAUUUAAGAUGCAGUUUUAGAGAGCUGUCUGUGGCUGAAGCGGUUUCAGCAGUGGAAACGGCUGUUUUGCAGCUCAUUAGGUUGGUGUCUGAUCAGCUGCGCCCUCUGCCCGACCGCCGCUCCUACAUGCUGACUGUUCGCCACGCCCUGACCAGGAAGCUGACCCGGUCCAAGACCAUGCAGUGGUGACUGCCAACAAACAACCAAUUCAGCUGUUUCCACAAUAGCAUUUGCCAGUUUUCAUUGUAUUUUAAUUAGGACAAACACAGUUUGAAAGUCAUAUUUUUGAUAUAAUUAGAGAAACCAAA